Populus trichocarpa (black cottonwood) is the source of this 2301-nucleotide messenger RNA. RefSeq names its product monocopper oxidase-like protein SKS1. The record is from RefSeq and is a predicted model, not a curated record. Gene Ontology annotation, molecular function: copper ion binding; oxidoreductase activity. Gene Ontology annotation, cellular component: plasma membrane. The transcript has 9 exons. The coding region runs from base 219 to 2006 and encodes 595 amino acids. Lineage: Eukaryota; Viridiplantae; Streptophyta; Magnoliopsida; Malpighiales; Salicaceae.
UCUCUUCUUACAAAACCAAAAUAGAGGCACCUCUCUCUUCCUCAAAAAACCUCAACUUUCCUCUACUCCACAGCAGAGCACUCACUCCCGCUCUCCAUCUCCUUAAUCAGUUCCUGUUUUCUUUUGAUCAUGUAACAAUCAUUUCACAAAAAUCUUGAAAAUCUUUCUUCCAGUAUUUUCUAAAAAUCCAAAACACUGAAAAAGAUUCAAGCUUUUUUAUGGCUUUGUUCCAGUCCUCUUCAACUUCUCUGUUUCUUUUGAUUCACAUUGCUCUGCUUUCAACCCUCUCUCUUGCAGCAGACCCAACUGUCUCUUUUGACUUCAAGCUCUCUUACAUCACUGUCUCUCCUCUUGGUGUUCCUCAAAAGGUUAUAGCUGUCAACGGACAGUUUCCUGGUCCUCUUGUUAAUGCUACUACUAACAAUAAUGUUGUUAUAAAUGUACGAAAUGAUUUGGAUGAAAACCUCCUAAUGACAUGGCCUGGGAUCCAAAUGCGACGCAAUUCAUGGCAGGAUGGUGUUCUGGGCACAAAUUGUCCAAUCCCUCCGAAUUGGGACUGGACUUACAGCUUUCAACUAAAAGAUCAGAUUGGGAGCUUUUUCUACUACCCGUCUCUGAAUCUUCAAAGAGCAUCCGGUGGCUUUGGUCCAUUUGUUAUUAAUAACAGGGCAAUUAUCCAAAUUCCUUUCGCUCAGCCAGAUGGUGAUUUUGUACUCCUGAUUGGUGACUGGUAUACACGGAACCAUUCGGCGCUGAGAGCUGAUCUUGACUCUGGAAAAGACCUUGGAAUGCCUGAUGGAGUUUUAAUUAAUGGGAAAGGGCCUUACAGAUACAACACAACUCUUGUGCCUGAUGGGUUACCUUAUGAAACCAUCAAAGUUGAUCCAGGCAAGACUUAUCGAUUUCGUGUGCAUAAUGUUGGGACUUCUACUAGUUUGAACUUUAGAAUCCAGGGACACAAUCUGCUGCUUGUGGAAACAGAGGGACAUUAUACUGUGCAACAAAAUUUCUCUAGUUUUGAUAUUCAUGUGGGGCAGUCUUGUUCCUUUUUGGUUACCAUGGAUCAGAAUGCUACUAGUGAUUACUAUAUUGUAGCAAGUGCUCGGUUUGUGAAUGAAUCACUUUGGCAAAAAGUCACAGGUGUAGGAAUUCUGCAAUAUUCAAAUUCAAAAGGGAGUGCAACUGGUCCUCUGCCUGAAGCACCAAGUGAUAUUUAUAACCAGUGGUCAGCCAUGAACCAGCCCAAGGCCAUCAGGCAAAAUACAACUGCAAGUGGAGCUCGCCCAAAUCCACAGGGGUCUUUUCACUAUGGUUCAAUCAAUGUGACGGACACAUAUAUCUUAAGGAGCUUGCCACCAUCUACCAUUGAUGGGAAGCUGCGUGCAACUCUGAAUGGGAUAUCAUUUGUCAAUCCAGACACACCAAUCCGGCUUGCUGACCUCAACCAAGUGAAGGGAUCUUACAAGCUUGAUUUUCCCAGUGAGCCACUUAACAGACCUCUUCGGAGGGAUACCUCUGUCAUUAAUGCUACAUAUAAGGGAUUUAUAGAAGUCAUAUUGCAGAACAAUGAUACCAAAAUGCAGAGCUUUCACAUGAAUGGUUACUCCUUUUUUGUUGUUGGUAUGGACUGGGGGAUUUGGUCAGAGAACAGCAGAGGUUCAUACAAUAAGUGGGAUUCUAUUUCUCGCAGCACAAUAGAGGUUUACCCUGGGGGAUGGACAGCAGUCCUUGCUUCCCUUGACAAUGUUGGAAUAUGGAAUCUGAGAGUAGAAAAUCUUGAUAGAUGGUAUCUCGGCCAAGAAACAUAUAUGAAAAUCACCAAUCCCGAGGAAAACGGCGAAACAGAGAUGGCCCCCCCUGACAAUGUUCUAUUUUGUGGUGCUCUUGCUUCCAAACAGCAGGAUCGAAGUCACAAAGAUUCUGCAGGAUCGAUUCUCCAGGGCAAUCCUAAUCUGUUUUUCACUGUGCUGAUGGCGGUCUGCGCCGCAGUUUUGGUUUUCAGUUAAAGGUUUCUUCUGAUUGCUUUAGAAGUUGACUCUGUUUUUGUUGUCAGCAGUGUGGACUCGUAGCACACCCCCCAUUUAGCUGUGUAGAUUAGACAUGGAACUUCAUUCUUGUUAGUAGAAAGUUUCAUGGUGUCAUUUUUCAUUUGUUUUUUUUCUUUAUUAAUUCCUUGGGGAGCUUGGCCCCCCAUUUCUAUGUAAUUCAGGUCAUCGGGGAUCUGUUGUCCUUCAUUCAUCUCAAAGCAACAUACUGAACAUGAUUAAAUCAAUCCAUUUUCUUAAAUAUCAUUUGACUUUA